This is a messenger RNA of Biomphalaria glabrata, 5632 nucleotides long. RefSeq names its product peroxidasin homolog. Lineage: Eukaryota; Metazoa; Mollusca; Gastropoda; Planorbidae. Gene Ontology annotation, molecular function: protein binding; peroxidase activity; heme binding. The record is from RefSeq and is a predicted model, not a curated record. Bases 147 to 4436 code for a protein of 1429 amino acids. The transcript is spliced from 27 exons. Gene Ontology annotation, biological process: response to oxidative stress.
GUCAAGUUGUUUCGCUGCGUAGGGAAAGUUUUCUCCCUUUUUUUUUUAACCCCCUUCUUUCAUUCAGUGCUGUGGAAAGAGCAGAGAAUCUAGUCCCAGGUCUUGUCAUGACUGGAGAGUUGCUCCCCUUGUCGUAGCAGGGAAACAUGGAGUAUAAACAGUACAUCUUUAUUUCUCUAUGGCUGGGGUGCACACUGCUCCAAUUUAUCGGUGCGUGCCCGGAGCGGUGCUUUUGUUCUAGAAACCAUGUGCGGUGCAUGUUUAUCAACUCGGAGACUAUACCACAGAAUAUACCCGGAGAUACGACCCUGCUAGAUUUUAGAUUUAACAAAAUAAAAAGAAUUCCAAGAGGCAGUUUCCCAACACUACCUAACCUAAAUACGUUACUUUUAAAUAAUAACGAGUUAGAAGAAAUUGAAGAAGAUGCCUUUCAAGGUUUGCCAGAACUACGAUUCCUGUAUCUUUACAAAAACAAGAUUUCAAAAAUUCAUCCAAAUGCUUUCCGUAGCCUUUCUCAUUUGGAGCAACUUUCUCUGCACAGCAAUCUACUCACUAAGUUUCCUGAACACUUAUUUGACAACAAUCCCAACCUUAAAAGGCUACGGUUAGACUCCAACUCUCUUAUGUGUGACUGUGAUAUGAUGUGGCUAGCAGACAUGUUAAAGGAGAAACAAGGCUUCACUCAGGCUGCGGUCAUAUGUAAAUAUCCCAGCAAAUUCCAGGGGAGGUCACUUAUGGCUAUUUCCAAAGAAGACUUUCACUGUGAAAAACCCAAGAUCACAAUGGAGCCUAAGAGUGUUGAUGUCACAUUUGGCAACACAGUUUACUUCUCCUGUCGAGCAGAGGGUGACCCACAGCCAGAGAUAACAUGGCUACACAAUGAUAAUGUCAUUAAUCCUGGUUCUGAAGAGAGAUAUAAAAUUAUGGCUGAUGGAACGUUGAUGAUAGAAGGGGCUCAAGAUUCUGACAAAGGUUUUUAUGAGUGUAUGGCAAGGAAUGCUGCAGGAAUGACCAAAGCUAAUAAAGUCGAGCUUAGAUAUCUAAGUGAUGAAGCUGUUAUGCCUAAGUUCAUGGAAGCUCCAAGUGAUGUCUCUGUUAUAGAGGGUGAUGAUGUAGUAUUGCCAUGCCAAGCUUCUGGGAAACCUCGCCCCGAGAUCACCUGGAAUAUCAAUUCUGAGCCAGUAACCUCAAACAUACGAAUGCGAACACUGGCAAAUGGGUCACUGUCUAUCAUAAAUAUUCGUGUCUCUGAUGCAGGGCGCUAUGUAUGUCAGGCCUCUAAUUCUGUCCAGACAAUAACUACAGUAGCAAAUGUCAGAGUGCUAGUUCGCCCAGUGAUUGUUUUGCCCCCUGAUAAUGUCAGAGGCUCUCCAGGUGCCACAGUUAGCUUCAAUUGUCAAGCUAGAGGAGACAGUCAACCUGUUUUGUAUUGGAGCAAAGAUGGCAGCCCAUUACCCAAUAAUGGCAGAUUUGAAAUUUUGAGAAAUGGAGAGACACUGAGAAUCAACAGUGCUGUAGCAGCAGAUCAAGGAACUUACACUUGUAAGGCAGAGAAUGCUGCUGGUUCAGUUUCUGCAAAUGCCCGGCUAUUUUUCCCAGAAAAUGUGAUUUCAGUCCAACCAAGUUUUUCUCAAUCCACUGAUCUUGUGUCUGCUGUGGUUGGGAAUGCUCUAACCAUUCAGUGUGUUGCUGAAGGGAGACCAGAACCUAUAUAUGAAUGGAUCAGAGAUGGAAGAGUUAUCCACAAUAGGAACAGAAUCGUCAUUCAGGGAGGAAUUUUAACUAUCAAUGGAGUAAAUCGUAUUGAUGCAGGCAGAUAUGAUUGUGUAGCAGAAAAUUCUCUUGGGAGAGCUACAAAAUCUGUAUUUUUACAAGUUGAAGAUAAUACAGUAUCAAGAGCCGGAGACAGAUUUGUCAGCAAUGCUGUACCACAAGCUACUCAGCAAAUCAACUAUGCUAUCAAUGUCACACGCAAUCAGUUGUUUAACCAUAGCCGUGUGCACUCUGUCCAGGAUCUCAUCUCUGCUAUCCGCUAUCCCUCCCCAGAAUCUUUGGACUUUGUUCGAGCUGAAGAAAUAUUUGAACAGACCCUGGAUAUCAUCUACCAACAUGUGAAUGAAGGACAUAAGUACAAUUUAACUGGGGCUGAAAUCAGCUACCAAGAGCUGGUGUCUCCUGGCUAUGUCAAUCUUAUUGCCAACUUAUCAGGAUGCUUAACCCAAAUCCACUCAAUAGAUUGUUCAGAUAGUUGUUUUCAUAGACGCUAUCGUACACUUGAUGGCACCUGCAACAACUUCCAGAACCCCACCUGGGGUGCGGCAAACACUGCAUUCAUCAGACUGCUUCCUCCUAUUUAUGAAAAUGGUUUUAACUCACCCGUGGGUUGGAACAAACACAAGUUGUACAGGGGAACACAUUUGCCAAGUGCUCGUCUGGUCUCGUCUCUUCUCAUGUCAGCAGAUGAUCAGAUCAUUAAUGAUGACAAUUUUACUCACAUGUUGAUGCAGUGGGGACAAUUUCUUGACCAUGACCUAGAUUUAUCACCACAGGCACUAAGCUACGCCAGGUUCAGUGAUGGAAGAAACUGUAAUGAGACUUGUGAAAACACCAAUCCUUGCUUCCCAAUACCAGUGCCAGCCUCUGACCCACGCAUCACUGAGCAUUCCUGCCUGGGUUUCACCCGCAGCAGUGCCACAUGCAACACUGAUGCCACAUCUUUAUUCUACAAGACUUUGAUGCCCAGACAACAGCUGAAUGCCCUGACAGCCUUCAUCGAUGGCAGUAUGAUAUAUGGAAGCAAUGAACGAUUCUCAAACACUCUCAGAAACUUGGCUAGCAAUAGAGGUCUACUUAGAGAAGGUCCAUCAAGUGUUCCAGCCAGACGUCUUCUCCCAUUUGAUGAUGAGGAUUUAAUACAUAGGGCAGACUGUCAGCUCGAGUCCAAUAAACGCCAUGUUCUCUGUUUCUUGGCUGGUGACCACAGAGCAAAUGAGCAGCUGGCUCUAACAGCAUUUCACACCCUGUGGAUGAGGCAACACAACCAUAUUGCCACAGGACUUCAAAGGAUAAACCCACACUGGGAUGGAAAUAAAAUAUUUUUUGAGGCUAGAAAGAUAAUAGGAGCUAUAAUACAGCACAUCUCAUAUAAACAUUGGCUGCCCAAAAUCCUUGGUCCCAAAGGAAUGACCAUGCUGGGCAACUAUACUGGCUACAAACCUGAUGUGAAUCCAUCUAUUGCUAAUGAGUUUGCCACAGCAGCUCUAAGGUUUGGUCACACUCUGAUCCAGCCAUUGCUCUUCAGAUUGAAUGAAUCAUUUCAAGAGAUUGAGCAUGGACAUCUUCCCUUACACAAGGCAUUCUUUGCUCCAUACAGGCUCAUUGAGGAGGGCGGUAUUGAUCCCUUGAUCAGAGGUCUGUUUGGAAGAGCCACCAAGAAAAGGAUGCCAGGUGAAUUUCUCAACUCGGAACUUACAGAGAAACUUUUCAUGAUUUCUAACGCUAUUGGUCAAGAUCUUGCCUCUUUAAAUGUCCAGAGAGGCCGAGAUCAUGGUCUUCAGUUUUAUAAUGACUACAGAGAGUUGUGUGGACUGAAACGAGCAAACAGAUUUGAAGAUUUACACAAAGAAAUUCAAUUUAAAGACACAAGAGACAAGUUGCAUGCACUCUAUGGACAUCCAGAUAACAUUGAUUUGUUUAUUGGAGGAAUAAGUGAAACAAUGGUUGAUGGUGCUAAAGUAGGGCCCACCUUCUUGUGCAUCCUAACUGACCAGUUUAAGAGAUUGCGAGAUGGUGAUAGGUUUUGGUAUGAAAGAGAAGGCAUUUUCACACAAGAACAAAUGUUUGCCCUUCAGCAGACAACUAUAGCAACAGCCAUAUGUGACAGCAGUGAUGGUAUAACUCAAGUUCAGAAGGAUGUCUUUAUGCGCGUCCAAAGUGAAGAUGAGUAUGUCAGCUGCAAUCAGAUCCCGAGGCUAGAUCUAUCUCACUGGACAGACUGCUGUGAAGACUGCAGAUCCAGAGCAACGCUAUCUGCCCCAAAUAGAUUCAGAGGGAGACGCUCAGCUGAAUAUAGCUACCCUGACCAGCGUCCAGUGAACACUAGCACAGAACAUACAGAGACUCCCAAAGCCACUGAGACUGUUCCAAGUACCAGUGAAAAGAUGGAAAGAAAAAGUGAAGAGAAAGUAGAAAAGUUUCCAGUAGAAGAAGAAACCCAGCACUGUGAGAGAGAGGAUGUUGAUUUACUAGACAGUAGGCUGGAGGGGAUGGAGGAAACUAUGAUGGAAAUGGCACAAAUAAUCUCACAGCUCAAAAAGAAGAUCCAAGUUUUAGAAACCACUAAGAGCAGUAGACAUAAACAGAGCAGGGACCACAGCAAGAAGAUAGUCAGGAAGGGUGAACAUGAGUCAAGGAGGCUGCAUCACUUGAACAAUUAAGGAUGGUCAUGUAGUCUGCCAAAGAGGUAACUGCUAAGGUGUAACCAAGUUUGUCACAUACCCUUUGGAAUACAGUUCAAGCAUUGAAUGCAUAAUGUCUGACAUCCAUGACUUGACAACUUGCCACCAGAUCAAAUAGAAUUAUCUCAUUCUUUUUUUUUUUAAGAAAUCACAUUUAUGUAGAGUGACAUUCUUGAAAACAAUUUCUAAAACAAAAUAUAUUUUAAUACAGCACCAGGAACUAGCAAUACUAUCAAGAAAAUGAGUUGAGUUCUGUUGCUCAGCAGCCAAUUCAAAAUGAAAAUGUUUUGAUAACAUUAUUUUGGGGGAGGUGAAAAAAGGUGUUUUGUUGUCAAUACUUUUAUUGUCCACAAAUAUAGCUCUGGUCUAGUUCUCAAAGUAUAUUGUGAUCAAAUGGAAUGCAUGUAUCAUGUCCCUUGUUUUCUAUACAGUUAUGAACGAUUUUCAGCUAGACAGUGUAUGUAAACCAGCUUUUAGUAUGUCAUUGGAUGGAUUGAAAAAUGAUUUGAUUCUUUGUUUUUGACACAACAGCUGAUGGUAAUACUCAAUUUCAUUUGUAUCUAUCCCAGAAGUUGAUCAUUCCAGUUUAUCUUCCCUUCAUUCUCACUCUUAGGACUGGAAGUAUCUUUUAAAUUGACUUUUAAUCUUACUGUGACUUCCAUGUAAGCUUUUAACAUCUCUGUUGUAGAAUGUACACUUUAGAAACAGCAGAAUCAUUUUUUUAAUGCACUAGUUCACAUUAUAGACAUUUAUGUUUGUUUUAUUUGUGAUCACAUUAUAGACAUUGAUGUUUGUAUUAUUUGUAAUCACAUUAUAGACAUUUAUGUUUGUAUUAUUUGUGAUCACAUUAUAGACAUUGAUGUUUGUAUUAUUUGUAAUCACAUUAUAGACAUUUAUGUUUGUAUUAUUUGUGAUCACAUUAUAGACAUUUAUGUUUGUAUUAUUUGUGAUCACAUUAUAGACAUUGAUGUUUGUAUUAUUUGUGAGUUUGUGACUUGAAAAAAAAAAUCAUUCAAUAUAGUACAUGUGUGCCUUACAAUGUGGUGAAAUUUAUUACAGUGUUAGGAGACUUGUAUAGACCAUAAUAGUUGUAAAACCUUGAAUGUGUAUAAUGAAACUAAGGAACUCUUGUUCCAGUACAACAAAAAUAAAAAGCAUGAGCAAAAACAACAAAA